Messenger RNA from Coccinella septempunctata (seven-spotted ladybird), 491 nucleotides. It is a transcript of the gene HINT1, whose product is annotated as histidine triad nucleotide-binding protein 1. Gene Ontology annotation, biological process: purine ribonucleotide catabolic process. NCBI's taxonomy places the organism in Eukaryota, Metazoa, Arthropoda, Insecta, Coleoptera, Coccinellidae. Gene Ontology annotation, molecular function: hydrolase activity. The transcript has 2 exons. Bases 52 to 432 code for a protein of 126 amino acids. Gene Ontology annotation, cellular component: cytoplasm; nucleus. The record is from RefSeq and is a predicted model, not a curated record.
CAAAUUUUCAUAUGACAGCAGUUAUUCUGAUCUUUUGAUUCACUCAGCAAAAUGGCUGAUGAAGUUCAGCUGGCUCAGAAUGCUCAAGCUGGAGAUGAUACAAUUUUUGGCAAAAUUCUGAGGAAGGAAAUACCAUGCAACUUCAUUUAUGAAGAUAAUUUGUGUGUUGCAUUUGACGACAUCAAUCCUCAAGCCCCGGUUCACUAUUUAGUGAUUCCCAGAAAGCCAAUUGCUCAGCUCUCGAAGUCGGAAGACUCUGAUGCUGAACUUCUGGGUCAUUUACUAAUCGUGGCUAGAAAAAUCGCCCAGAAAAGAAACCUAAAGAAUGGUUUCAGAAUUGUAAUCAAUGAUGGUCCUAUUGGAGCCCAAUCCGUUUAUCACCUUCAUAUUCAUGUUUUGUCUGGAAGGCAAAUGCAAUGGCCACCAGGUUAAUAAAAGAGUUUAAAUGUGAAAUGUAAAAAAUUAUAAAUUAGACCCCUUCAAUACCAGCA